Molecule: messenger RNA, 1505 nt
Organism: Oncorhynchus mykiss (rainbow trout)
Lineage: Eukaryota; Metazoa; Chordata; Actinopteri; Salmoniformes; Salmonidae
Source: RefSeq, a predicted model, not a curated record
UCUCUCCCUCCCUCCUGUAAUCCCUCUAAACUCACCUGUCUGGCAGAACCAGAAAGUCCACACCUCCCCAAAACUAACUUCUGUGGAAACGAAACUGAUCUGAGUCUCUCUGUGGUCUGUCUGUGUGAGAGUGAACAACCAUCCAAAUGGCUCAACAGGGAGAUCUGCUGGACCAGGACCAGUUCUGUUGUUCUGUCUGUCUGGAUCUACUGAAGGAGCCGGUCACUACUGCCUGUGGACACAAUUACUGUAGAAUCUGUAUUGAGGGCUGCUGGGAUCAGGAUGUUCUGAAAGGGGUCUAUAGCUGUCCUCAGUGCAGAGAGACCUUCACUCCAAGGCCUAAUCUGAGGAAAAAUAACAUGUUGGCUGAGCUGGUGGAGAAACAGAAGAAGACAGGACUACAGGCUGCUCCUCCUCCUGCUCUGUGCUAUGCUGGACCUGGAGAUGUGGCGUGUGAUGUCUGCACUGGGACCAGAAAGCAGAAAGCCCUCAUGUCCUGUCUGGUGUGUCUGGCCUCUUACUGUGAGACUCACCUCCAAUCUCACUAUGAAUCUCCUGCUUUGAAGAAGCACAAGCUGGUCAAAGCCACGGCACAUCUACAGGAGAAGAUCUGCUCUCAUCAUGACAAACUGCUGGAGGUUUACUGUCGUACCGAUCAGCAGUGUAUCUGUCUGCUGUGUGUGAUGGAUGAACAUAAAGGCCAUGAUACAGUGUCAGCUGCAGCAGAGAGGACUGAGAAACAGAGGCAGCUGGGGAUGAGUCAGCAGAAGGUCCAGCAGAGAUUCCAGGAGAGAGAGAAGGAGCUGAAGAAUCUCCAAAAAGCUGUGAAGUCUCUCAAGCGCUCUGCACAGUCAGCAGUGGAGGACAGUGAUCAGAUCUUUACUGAGCUGAUCCGCUCCAUUGAGAGAAGGAGCUCUGAGGUGAAGGAGCUGAUCAGAGCCCAAGAGAAGGCUCAAGUGAGUCAAGCUGAAGGACUCCUGGAGCAACUGAAGCAGGAGAUAGCUGAGCUGAGGAAGAGAAGCACUGAGCUGGAGCAGCUCUCACACACAGAGGAUCAAAUCCAUUUCCUCCAGAGGUAUCAGUCUCUCUCCAGUAUCAGUGUAUCUUCAGACUUACCCAGCAUUGUUGUCCGUCCUCUUCAGUACUUUGGAGAUGUGAGUAAGACUGUGUCUGAACUGAGAGAGAAACUAGAAGACUUCCUUAAAGGAGAAUGGACCAAGAUCUCCACUACAGUGAAUAUAGUGGAUGUUGUACUGCCUCCAGAGCCCAAGACCAGAGAACAGUUGUUACAAUGUGAAGGUGUGUCAAAUGGAAGGGCAAGUCUCACCACUGAGAGGAAAACAUCACUGGUCCACCUCUGCAUCAGGUCAGCUAUGUUGAUCAGUACUGUCCCAGGGAUGCUGGGAGCAGAGAUGAACUCCCCUGACCUGGUACCACCUAUGGAGUUGUCAUUUUAAUAUCAGUUUAACCCCAUUACUGCUAUAACACAUAAACCAUGUUAAUAG